Messenger RNA from Tupaia belangeri chinensis (Chinese tree shrew), 965 nucleotides. It is a transcript of the gene NHP2, whose product is annotated as NHP2 ribonucleoprotein. Gene Ontology annotation, molecular function: RNA binding. NCBI's taxonomy places the organism in Eukaryota, Metazoa, Chordata, Mammalia, Scandentia, Tupaiidae. Gene Ontology annotation, cellular component: nucleolus. The record is from RefSeq and is a predicted model, not a curated record.
CCGUGAAGCAGAAGCAGAUUCGGCGCGGGGUGAAGGAGGUCCAGAAGUUUGUUAACAAAGGCGAGAAAGGGAUCAUGGUUUUGGCAGGAGACACGCUGCCCAUCGAGGUGUACUGCCACCUCCCGGUCAUGUGUGAGGAUCGGAACUUGCCUUACGUCUACAUCCCGUCCAAGACGGACCUGGGGGCAGCCGCGGGCUCCAAGCGCCCCACCUGUGUGAUCAUGGUCAAGCCCCAUGAGGACUACCAGGAGGCCUACGAUGAGUGCCUGGAGGAGGUGCAGGCCCUGCCCCCACCCCUGUGACGAAACCCAGGCAGCUCCGAGCGCUGUUCCGUGAGGGUGAAGCCACGUCCUCCCCAUCAGUGCCGUCUCCUGCCGAGCUUGAAGACGGGUCCAAGAAUGAAGUGUGGGAAGUAAAUGCGAAGACUAAAGUGGGCCGAGGCCGUGGGUGCUCUUGCCAACAGCUGCUCGUGGGACUGAGGAGCUGGCAGGCAGGAGUGGAAGCAGCCCUUCCCCCCGAGAACCCAAGGACUCUCAGCCUUCAGGGCUCAGUGCUGCUGCCCACCGAGGGCUUCACCUCCCCCAGCAGGCCACAUAGGGGUGCAAGACGCGGCAGCAGGGCCGGUGCCCUUCCAGAUGCCUGCAGCCUUGUGUUAGGGACCCCCGGUCCUCUCCCCUUGUCCCCUCAGGAGCCUCCAGCGCCACUGUGAUGUUCAUGGAAGCAUUACCGACCCACACAGUAAAUUUGGAAACAGGCUGAAUGCAAAACCUCAGGAUCUUCCCUUUACCCAGUGGCCCUGGAAACCCAGCCCUUUCAGACAUGAGCCUGGGUCCCUUCCUGCUGUCGGGCCCCGCCCAGGGCUCCUCAGUACGGUGACCAAGCUUUGUCAGACGCCUGAAUAAACGAAAGAGCUUGGUGAGGGUCAGACCUGGCUCAAAGACCAAGCUUUUGUUUGCAAGCUGUAA